CCCAUCCCGCCGCAGCUGUGGUGGUGGGUGGGUGCGAAGUGAGAGUACUAACGGGUUAUGUUACGAGUGAGCAAGUUAUACUAGCUAAGACCAAGGUAAAUGGAGCGACGCCAAAAUUAUUAUCGCGCCACCACCUGAACAACACGCAAGCGCAGCGUCCAAGGGGGCCCUUUCUGCCUCUGGUGCUCGACUCGCACCACCACUGACUGCCCGCCGCCGCCAUCAUGAGUCGCAGUAGUAGCAGCAGCGGCAACGACGCGCCGCCCCACGAGCAUACGACGACGACGACGACGACGUAUGGAGACAUCACCGCGGCCGCCGCCGCCGCCGCCAGCGAGACCACCCCGUUGCUCAACGAAGCUCAGCAGCGCCAUGAGCUCAUGAAGCCGCGCCGGCCACUCCUGGUGCGCGCCGGCCAGGAAGCCUGGCGCGCCUUCAGGGCGACUCUCUUCUGCAGCGGCACCAAUGUCUUGCUCGUCUGCGUGCCGCUCGGCCUCAUGGCCGGUGGUUGGGGCUGGCCCGAGGCCGCCGUCUUCGUCCUCAACUUCCUCGCCAUGCUGCCGCUCGCGUCCAUCCUCACCUUUGCGACGGAGCAGCUCGCCGCCGCCGUCGGGUCCGUCGCGGGCGGCUUGAUCAAUGCCACGUUUGGCAAUGCCGUGGAGAUGAUUGUUGGUAUAAGUGCUCUGAGAGAAGGAGAAGUCGCCAUCGUCCAGUCAAGCAUGAUUGGGAGCAUUCUAUCGUCCAUUAUGCUGAUCCUCGGCACGUCGUUCCUCCUGGCCGGUCUCGGCAAGAGAGCAGUUGAAAUCAACGCCGACAUUGGUGGGAUUCUCACGUCGCUAAUGAUCAUCUCGUGCGCCUCCCUCAUCAUGCCCUCCGCUCUCGACAUCGUCGAGGCAGAAUCCCCGGCUAUGAUCGACAGCAACCCCAGCAGCUACGUGCUGGCCCUAUCACGCUUCACGUCCCUCAUCCUCCUCGCCUUCUACAUCGUAUACCUAUAUUUUCAGUCCGUCUCCCACGCACAUCUGUUCAUCGAAGAAGAAGAAGAAGACGACGAGCCGCAGGACAAGCUGCACCCCCUGUCGAGUUGCGUCGUCCUGAUUCUCUCCACGCUAGGGGUAGGCGCUUGCUCGGACCGCCUCGUCGACAGCAUCGACGGCUUCGUCGAGACGCUCGGCGUAAGCCGCAGCUUCAUCGGCUUGAUCAUCGUACCCAUCGUAGGCAACCUCGGCUGCUUCGUCGGCACGAUACAGUGGUCCAGGACAAACAGGAUCAACCUGGCCGUUUCGGUCAUCGUCGGCAGCACGCUGCAGAUAUCGCUCUUCGUUGUCCCGUUCCUUGUCAUCGUGGGCUGGAUCAUCGGCAAGAACAUGUCCCUGCAAUUUGACACGUUUGAAACAAUCAUCCUGACUCUGUCGACUCUCGUCGUCAGCUGCCUGUUGCGGGGCGGCGAGACAAACUAUUUCGAGGGCCUCCUCCUCGUCGCCACAUACGUCAUCAUAGGCAUUGCCUUCUUCGUGCACCCCGGCGCAGCGGUGACCGCAACCAUUGACCAUCGUGCUGUUUUGGCAAAGGAUACCGUGUUGGCGGCGGUGCACAGUGCUGCUGUGGCCAGUGGAAAAUCUUGAGCUCUCUCGCGUGCCAAAUCUUGGUACGCUCUCCAUGAAAAUAUCCAUGGCGACGAGACCUGUACAAAGCACAGACGAGCAAACUAGCGAAUAGCGCUGGUAUAGAAUUUUUUUUACAUGCAUACUACUCUUCUGAGCUCGUUUCUUGCCGACGCCAACGCCGCGGCACCAAAGGC
This is a messenger RNA of Purpureocillium takamizusanense, 1801 nucleotides long. Its product is annotated as Calcium/proton exchanger CAX-like. Gene Ontology annotation, biological process: calcium ion transmembrane transport; intracellular calcium ion homeostasis. The record is from RefSeq and is a predicted model, not a curated record. The transcript has 5 exons. Gene Ontology annotation, molecular function: calcium:proton antiporter activity. Gene Ontology annotation, cellular component: membrane. Bases 225 to 1625 code for a protein of 466 amino acids. NCBI's taxonomy places the organism in Eukaryota, Fungi, Ascomycota, Sordariomycetes, Hypocreales, Ophiocordycipitaceae.